GUCCGCCACCGGCUCUCGGAGGAGCGUAGAUGAAAGGAGCUGCUUCGGAAGCGCCGGCCGCAGCCCUCGUUCAUUUGUCCCCGUCCCCUUUCCACACAACAGUUGUGCCUCAUUAUCCGGUGGCCGCUCCGGUUUUCUUUCCCCUUUUUUUUGGAGGGUUUGAAGUUUCCGGGCUUCGGUGCCGGCUGCGAGGAAGAGGUGCUGGUGUGGCCGCGAGGGCCCGAUGAUCCGCAUUUAUGAAUGAAACUGACCCAGGUCACCUGUUACCUCCAGUUUGCAGAUUGUGUGAACUUCUGCGGCUGCACGACACCCGAGCGAGGAGCCACCGCGCCGGCAGCAUGGGCUGCUUCCCCCGGCUGGCCUGUCUCUUCUGGGGAGUGCUCCUCUCGGCGAGGGCAAACUAUCCAAACGGGAGGAACAAUGUGCCAAGGCUGAAAUUAUCCUAUAAAGAAAUGUUGGAAUCUAACAACGUGGUCACUUUCCACGGCUUGCCCAACAGUUCCAGUUACCACACCUUUCUCUUGGAUGAGGAACGGAGUAGGCUGUAUGUUGGAGCAAAGGAUCACAUAUUCUCAUUCAACCUCGUUAAUAUCAAGGAUUUUCAAAAGAUUGCGUGGCCUGUUUCUUACACAAGAAGAGAUGAAUGCAAGUGGGCUGGUAAAGAUAUCCUGAAAGAAUGUGCUAAUUUCAUCAAAGUGCUUAAGGCUUUUAAUCAAACUCACUUGUACGCCUGUGGAACCGGGGCUUUCCAUCCAAUUUGCACCUACAUUGAAAUUGGACAUCAUCCUGAGGAUAACAUUUUUAAAUUGGAAGAUUCACAUUUUGAAAAUGGCCGUGGAAAAAGUCCUUAUGACCCUAAACUACUGACAGCAUCUCUUUUAAUAGAUGGAGAAUUGUACUCUGGCACUGCUGCGGAUUUUAUGGGGCGAGAUUUUGCUAUCUUCAGAACUCUUGGACACCACCACCCCAUCAGAACAGAGCAGCAUGAUUCCAGGUGGCUCAAUGAUCCAAGGUUCAUUAGUGCCCACCUCAUCCCCGAGAGUGACAACCCUGAAGAUGACAAAGUCUAUUUUUUCUUCCGUGAAAAUGCAAUAGAUGGAGAACACUCUGGAAAAGCCACUCAUGCGAGAAUAGGUCAGAUAUGCAAGAACGAUUUUGGGGGGCACCGGAGUCUUGUGAAUAAAUGGACCACAUUCCUGAAAGCUCGCCUGAUAUGCUCAGUUCCAGGCCCAAAUGGAAUCGACACCCAUUUUGAUGAAUUACAGGAUGUAUUCCUAAUGAAUUCUAAAGAUCCUAAAAACCCAAUCGUGUAUGGAGUAUUUACAACUUCCAGUAACAUCUUCAAGGGAUCAGCAGUAUGCAUGUACAGCAUGAGUGAUGUGAGAAGAGUCUUCCUUGGACCAUAUGCCCACCGGGAUGGUCCCAACUAUCAAUGGGUACCUUAUCAAGGAAGAGUCCCCUACCCGCGGCCAGGAACUUGUCCCAGUAAAACAUUUGGUGGAUUUGAUUCUACAAAGGACCUCCCUGAUGAUGUUAUAACAUUUGCAAGGAGUCAUCCAGCCAUGUAUAAUCCAGUGUUUCCUAUUAAUAACCGCCCAAUCAUGAUCAAAACUGAUGUAAAUUAUCAGUUCACACAAAUUGUAGUAGAUCGAGUGGAUGCAGAAGAUGGCCAGUAUGAUGUCAUGUUUAUUGGAACAGAUGUUGGGACCGUUCUUAAAGUAGUUUCAAUUCCUAAGGAAACUUGGCAUGAUUUAGAAGAAGUUUUGCUUGAAGAAAUGACAGUUUUUCGGGAGCCAACCGCUAUUUCAGCAAUGGAACUUUCUACAAAGCAGCAACAGCUCUAUAUUGGCUCAGCUGCCGGGGUGGCCCAGCUGCCCUUGCACCGGUGUGAUGUUUAUGGAAAAGCCUGUGCAGAAUGCUGCCUCGCUCGCGACCCUUACUGUGCCUGGGAUGGGUCCUCGUGUUCUCGCUAUUUUCCCACUGCAAAGAGACGCACGAGACGACAAGAUAUAAGAAAUGGAGACCCACUGACCCACUGUUCAGACUUACAACAUCAUGAGAAUCACCAUGACCACAGCCUUGAAGCACGAAUCAUCUAUGGAGUAGAAAAUAGUAGCACGUUCCUGGAGUGCAGUCCGAAAUCACAGCGGGCCUUGGUCUACUGGCAAUUCCAGAGGCGAAACGAGGAGCGAAAGGAAGAGAUCAGAGUCGAUGAUCAUAUCAUCAGGACUGAACAAGGUCUUCUGCUGCGCAGCCUUCAGCGGAGAAAUGCAGGCCAUUACCUCUGUCAUGCCGUGGAGCAUGGCUUCAUGCAAACCCUGCUUAAGGUGACCUUGGAAGUCAUCGACACCGAGCAUUUGGAAGAACUUCUGCAGAAAGAUGAUGAUGGAGAUGGUUCUAAGACCAAAGAGCUGUCCAACAGCAUGACCCCGAGCCAGAAGGUCUGGUACAGGGACUUCAUGCAGCUCAUCAACCACCCCAACCUGAACACAAUGGACGAGUUCUGUGAACAAGUGUGGAAAAGGGACCGGAAGCAACGCCGGCAAAGGCCCGGGCACAGCCAAGGGAACAAUAACAAAUGGAAGCACUUACAGGAAAACAAGAAAGGUAGAAACCGGAGGACCCACGAAUUUGAGAGGGCACCCCGGAGUGUCUGAGAUGCAUUACCUUUAGAAACCUCAAACAAAUAGAAACUUGCUUAGACAAUAACUGGAAAAAAAAAAUGCAAUAUACAUGAACUGUUCUCAUGGCAUUAUGUGGAUGUUUACAAUGGUGGGAAAUUCAACUGAGUUCCACUAAUUAUAAAUUAAGUCCAUGACUAACUUUCCUAACAGGAUUUCUUCCUAAUACCAACACCUACUAGAGGUUACAGGUCAAUGCAGACGUGCACUCGAGCAGACUUAUCAUUUCCUAAAAGAUUUCAUUGUACAGGUUCCGCUUUAUUUGCCUGAGAAAUAAAAAUGUCAUUUGCCAUGUUGCCAUCUACAGAAGAAAAACUGCAUCAGCAAAGCCAUUUUAUUGAACUAAAAGUAUAAAACAAACUGCAUGGAUUUACUACGCUGAUGUAUAUUCAAAAAUGUGGUUGGAUUCAAGGAUAUUUUUUGUCUCCCAACCCUUUUGUUUAUAUGUACUGGAGAAGUAAAAUGAUCCUGAAUGAAACGGUCUGUGGAAAUAUAAAAAACAUAAACCAUCCAUCAGCCAGAAGAACAAUGGGAUAUACUGAUCUACUACUGAUGUCUUCUUUCAGCUUUGAUCUGAAGAUGUAUUUUAUUAAAGCUAUAAUUUAAAUGUACCAUGACAAAUAUGCAGUAUAAAUUAGUUCUUUUCUAAGCUAGAGUAGGUUUUGUCUGAGAAAGAGUGUGCUAUACAGUUUUUGUUUGAAAAAUUCCACUGUGUGCUGCUUUAAUUUGUUUGUUUUCAGUUCUUUCAGAGGGAUUGCUGGUAUUGUUUUAGAAACACAGACACGUCCUUAAUAACUAUUUUCUAAACCUACUUAUAAAUGAUUCUUUAGUUUUCCAGGGUGAUUAAACAAGUAGAAGUCAUUCACACCUUCCCUUUCUUAAGUAUUAUCUAAAUUAAUUUCAAAUCGCAUACUGUUUUCAUAACAAUAACAACAAGGCCUUUAACUAGGAAAAAGGGGUGGGGCAGGAACCGAUUGGUUGAAUGCAUUUUAUUGCUUCUAGUGGAUCGAUGGGUAGAAAAUUAACUGCAUAUGUCAUGAAACUAAAAAAGCAUCGUGUUAAUAUAGUGUUAACAGAAAUGGUCUAUUCUGUGCUUGAAUUCCUCCAUGAUAUUUGAGACUUGGAAACUCUCUCGUGCCUGAUUUCAUUGGGAAUUACAUCUGUAUAACAAUAUAUUUUUAAAGGAGAGGGACCAUCUAUAAUAAUGAAGCAAAUAUCAGAAAGGCUAAAUUUCCAACUCUGUUUACAUCUGUAUCAAUCAUUCCCCAAAUGCCCCCUUAUCACACCCGUCGACAGUUAUCUGGCUAAAGAACACAUCAUUCUUCUUCAUGUCAACAGGAAUGGCUUUUAUGUCAACUGUUGUCUAAGACAGAGCCCACACGUAAACGAUGUAAAACUCUUCACCCUCUGCAACAACUUCUAAAUUGCUGUGAAAGAUGAUUAGUUAAGGGCCUGUCUGCUCUUUUGUUCUGUGGUGACUCACGGAUAAACCGUGAUUCAAGAUACAGAAGACCUUCAGCAUUACAGUACAAUUUUGUUUGCACUUUGUUCUCCUUUCCAGGAAUCCCUCCUAAGGUCCUUCAUCAUGAACCCAAAAAAUGCAAAGAAACAUCUUAUUGCUAAUUAAUGAAGCAUCAUUAAAGUGCUAACUCUAGCUGUCUUGGGAUUCUAAUUAACUCAGCAUUAAUUUCUCACCUCAGCCUCCAGUGAAUUUUUUAAAACUUCUUUCAGCUGGAAGAGUUCACAGAUGCAAGCUCUUGUUUCAGUUUUAAUGAUUCCUUUGAAUAAACCAUUUGUUCGUGUUUCUUUCAAAUUAAAAAGCCUAGAAAUAUUCUACAUUCAAUUUUAAGCUCCAUUGACUAAUAUAGUAUUGCUUUUAGAAUUACAUUCUCAAGCAAAAGCCAACUUGUUAAAUUAUUUGAAGGGUACACUCCUUUACAAAAUAAAAGUAUUUGAAAAAUAAUUGAAAGAACAGUGAUCCCAAAUAGAUCACUCUUGAAUACAUAAAGUAUCUUAACUGUACUAUAAUGCAGUGUUGCAUUUUAUUCUGAUCAUGCAGCUGAAACAAAUUUAUUUUCGAUAACAGAAAUAAUUUAUUUCUUAUUAGUCUUCAAAAAUAAAGGAUUAGAAAGGUUAUUGAUUGUCUGAUAGCUGAAGGGAUGCCUUUCCAAACCUGAAUGCAUUUUAUUUAGCAAUAUAAAAUACUAAUAUAAAGUGAUUUUUGAUUAAAACCACAGACACAAACAUACCUACUUGCAUGCUAUUGUAAACCAUCUAAGUUUUCGAAGAAAAUGAAAGCUAUAACUUGCAAGCAGAAAACUCACUUGUCAUAACCUUCUGCCAAAGAGUAUUGAGAGGGGCAGUCUGCACGGAACAUAGCCAAGGUCCCAUGCAAUUCAUUGUCUCCGUCUUUGGCAAAUGCAUGUAUCAUCAGAAGUGAAACUGUGUGGGGAGACUCGCAUGACCUUAAGCAAAGUAUGACCGCAAUCACGAGACAGGAAAAGGGAUGUCACAGUAGGAAACUCACGGCCCAGCUGCAAUCAAAUGUAAUAUGUAAGCGCAUGGAAAAGCACACUUAAAGCUUCUUUGUAUGUAUUAUUUAGUGAUUUUCUUUGGUAUGUGCUUAAUAGCUUAAUUUUUGCUACCCACACCUUAGGAAAAAGAGAUGUAAAUAAUGUUGAAAAGAAGGGUAAGAACAGUGUAAAGUACAACUCUUUAUAGUUACUCCAUUUUAAUGUGUUCAACAUCAUGCUAAAAUGCAAGAUUUCCCCCCCAUAGGUGGCAAGGUGGAUUAUGUGUUAUUUAAGGGCAGGUGUGUAUGCCCAUUCACUAAGCAUGUUUCUUGCCAGGAAGUAGGUAUGUUCCAUAUCUGUAUUUAUCACUGCCUUUCAGAUGGGAACUAGAACUGGAGAGAGAAAAAUAUGUAAUGAAACUGCUGCUGUACAUCAUUUCUUUUAGCAUGUAUUCAGUUGCUAAAUACACAUUUCUUCAAAA
Echinops telfairi (small Madagascar hedgehog) is the source of this 5675-nucleotide messenger RNA. It is a transcript of the gene SEMA3A, whose product is annotated as semaphorin 3A. The record is from RefSeq and is a predicted model, not a curated record. Bases 237 to 2657 code for a protein of 806 amino acids. NCBI's taxonomy places the organism in Eukaryota, Metazoa, Chordata, Mammalia, Afrosoricida, Tenrecidae. Gene Ontology annotation, biological process: motor neuron axon guidance; semaphorin-plexin signaling pathway; negative chemotaxis. Gene Ontology annotation, molecular function: chemorepellent activity; semaphorin receptor binding; neuropilin binding. The transcript has 17 exons.